Messenger RNA from Rhipicephalus sanguineus (brown dog tick), 2060 nucleotides. RefSeq names its product basic proline-rich protein-like. The record is from RefSeq and is a predicted model, not a curated record. NCBI's taxonomy places the organism in Eukaryota, Metazoa, Arthropoda, Arachnida, Ixodida, Ixodidae. The transcript is spliced from 2 exons. The coding region runs from base 831 to 2060 and encodes 409 amino acids.
CAGCUUUAUUUCAAUAUGCGUCACUGAAUACUAGCAGACCCCCACUACACCCGGAAAAAACAAAGCGAAGAAAAACGCGUGCUUCAUCGACGGCUUAAAUCUCCCCUCUUACGCUCCUACUUACCUCUCCUUGCAAGUUCAGAAUUAUUGAAGUGACAGCUUGCACGGUCAUAACCUCAUUUAAUUACGAACUUUUCUGUGCCGCGUUUUACUGGCGUUAACAACCAGAGAGCUGUUAUCGCGCUGAGCCGCAUCAAGAUAAUGGAGUGCGGCUAAUAUGUCCCCACAUAGGCGCUUCAUUUUUUAUGUGACUUGCGUCGCCCCAGGCUCGAUUAAAUCUGCCCUUGUGACAGAAUUUACAGUCGUAUAUGUUGUAAGCUAUCCAGUUACAUAUAUGUUUCUCACCAUUUUCGCCUGUAAGAACGCAAAAAUCGUCUACGCUGUGCUGUAUUUUCGGUCAGAAGCUAUGCCCGAAGCACUGCCGCUCAACGCCUCAAUGUGUCCACACAAACAAGCAUGUCAUCUGUCGUUUUUGAUACUUCCUUUUUUAAUGCUUCCUCCCGAAAGAUGUGAGAACGCGGCAUCGCAUGCGCCCUCUCAGCGAGCAUUCCUCGGCUCAAUGGAAGGCAUUGCAUUAAGAAGUCUGUCACCUACUAAUACUGAAAGUGCUCCAGCCGGUACCACGUUAGCUCUUCCCGCAAUUUCUGAAAGUGGUCCACCUGGUCCCUCGUUCGCUCCACGAAGGCUUCUUACCACAUUACUUCUUCAUUGUGUUCGAAUAGUCUCCGUCAGGUAACCGAAAGCCUCUCCUAAAUGCACCAGCAGGGUCUAUGUCCUCUCAUGCAAAGAUUCCUGGCAAAGAUCCAGACAUUCCACCUGACGGACCAUUGACUAGUCUGCCAGCACUACCUCCCCAUCCUCCAACUGCUCCAGUACCACUCAUGCCGGCUCCACCACCGUUACCAGUGGCACUUGCUGCGGAUGACCCAGCACCUCCUUCCUUAAAUGAUCCGGCAAAACCUUCCGGAAAUAUUCCAGCAGUGCCUAUGUCAGCUCCUCCAAAGCUUCCUGGCGAAGAGCCAGAUGCUCCUGCUGAGCCGCCAUUCCCUAGUCCGCCAGCUUCUCCAAAGCUUCCUGGCGAAGGCCCAAACGCUCCUCCUGAGCCGCGAUUGCCUAGGCCGCCAGCUCCUCCAAAGCUUCCUGGAGAAAAUCCAGAUGCUCCUCCUGAGCCGCCAUUCACUAGUCCGCCAGCUCCUCCAAAGCUUCCUGGUGAAGGCCCAAACGCUCCUCCUGAGCCGCGAUUGCCUAGGCCGCCAGCUCCUCCAAAGCUUCCUGGCGAAGAUCCAGAUGCUCCUCCUGAGCCGCCAUUCCCUAGUCCGCCAGCUCCUCCAAAGCUUCCUGGCGAAGAUCCAGAUGCUCCUCCUCAGCCGCGAUUGCCUAGGCCUCCAGCUCCUCCAAAGCUUCCUGGAGAAAAUCCAGAUGCUCCUCCUAAGCCGCCAUUCACUAGUCCGCCAGCUCCUCCAAAGCUUCCUGGUGAAGGUCCAAACGCUCCUCCUGAGCCGCGAUUGCCUAGGCCGCCAGCUCCUCCAAAGCUUCCUGGCGAAGAUCCAGAUGCCCUUCCUGAGCCGCCAUUCCCUAGUCCGCCAGCUCCUCCAAAGCUUCCUGGCGAAGAUCCAGAUGCUCCUCCUGAGCCGCCAUUCCCUAGUCCGCCAGCUCCUCCAAAGCUUCCUGGAGAAGAUCCAGAUGCCCCUCCUGAGCCGCCAUUCCCUAGUCCGCCAGCUCCUCCAAAGCUUCCUGGUGAAGGUCCAAACGCUCCUCCUGAGCCGCGAUUGCCUAGGCCGCCAGCUCCUCCAAAGCUUCCUGGCGACGAUCCAGAUGCUCCUCCUGAGCCGCCAUUCCUUAGUCCGCCAGCUCCUCCAAAGCUUCCUGGAGAAGAUCCAGAUGCCCCUGCUGAGCCGCCAUUCCCUAGUCCGCCAGCUACUCUAAAGCUUCCUCUCCUCCAAAGCUUCCUGGAGAAGAUCCAGAUGCUCCCCCUGGGCCAUCACUACCUAGUCCGCUAG